AAAUGCUGCUGAGGCUGCCUCUCGCUGCGGUCGUGGUGUGUGUCGCUGGUCUGUGCUGGUGUGUGGAGGCGGACGGGCUGGACAGGGUGAUCGUACCGCGGGACUACGGCGUCAAACUUUGCGGGAGAGAGUUCAUCCGUGCGGUCAUCUUCACCUGCGGCGGCUCCCGGUGGAGGAGGACCGCACCGGGGGGCUCGGACCCCUUCCAGAGCAGCUCCUACAGCGACGUCUCAGUGGCAGAUAACCAGCUCACCUGGAACCAUGGUGUGGAGCUGACAGAUAGCCGCACUCCUCUCCAGAUGCCCUCCUCUUACUCCCUGGCUGACCUCUUGGCCCUGUUUGGGGCUCUGGGAGACAGGCAGCCACCAGGCAACCCGGUGCCACUGGAGGGGCUUCAGCUGCCUACAUUAUUAGGGAAACAAGACCCAGCGGCUGACUGGCCCAAACCCAGCAGGAGGAAGAGGAGCUUUUCCCUCGGUGUGGCCGGGAUGUGCUGUAACCAAGGCUGCACCAAGAACGACAUCGGACGCUUAUGUUGAGGC
Molecule: messenger RNA, 542 nt
Organism: Myripristis murdjan (pinecone soldierfish)
Lineage: Eukaryota; Metazoa; Chordata; Actinopteri; Holocentriformes; Holocentridae
Gene: rln1
Product: relaxin 1
Exons: 2
Coding region: 3-539 (178 amino acids)
Cellular component (GO): extracellular region
Molecular function (GO): G protein-coupled receptor binding; hormone activity
Source: RefSeq, a predicted model, not a curated record